AUGUCCGUUGGAGGUUUAGGUUUACACAACUUAUUGCUCUUCUCUCGCAUCCUACACGUUCGAAUACGAAUGAAUUCUUCUCGUAACUAUUCCGAAUCUUACAAAAAUCUUCCUCUUCCUUACCUCAACGCUAAGCUCAAAUUAGCAAUCUUGGAUCACAUUGAUAAAUUUCUCCACUUAGCACACAUGUCAAAUCAACUAAUCAAAGGAACCGUAAGGAUUGAUCUUGAUGGACUGAACACGCCAAUUACAUUGACGUUCGGUGAUACUUUCAUGUCGGAGGUGGCGGCUCAAUUAGGUACAAUAUCCACUUAUGACCAAUUGCUGAAUGAGGAGCAUAGUGCGCAUUCUCAAUCGACUUCGACCACUUCGAUGAAUGAGCUUCCUCUGGAUCUCUCAAUGAAAGCAUCUGCUCUUCAGUCCCAAAAAGAAACUCCGGUGAAGACCGACAGUGAUCCUGUUCAUGAGUUCCCGAGUUCAAAGUCACUUUUCGAUCGCAUUUCCGCGUUGCUACAACCAUUUCCAUGUACAUUACCUCUUCCCACUGCGUCCACUUCCAUUCCAGUGGAAUCUCCUUCUACCGCUCCUACUCCAAAGAGGCGACGAGUUGAAGGAACUUCACAUCGAAGGGCACCCAAAGGUCGAGAGUACAGAUGUAAUCAGUGUGACUACAUUUGUGACAAUCUUUCCAAUCUCAAUCGUCACACUCAAGAGACUCAUGGCGGCUACCGCUGUCACUUGUGCAAAACAUCGUUUAGUCAUCGGCCUAAUCUAGAACGCCACGCUCUUGCACAUGUUGGUUUCAAGCCAUAUGAGUGCAUUUUAUGUGGAACAGCCAACUCCCGAUGGGAUCACUUAAAGAGCCAUGUGCAGAGAAUGCAUCCCUCCACUCCUGUUGAGGAGGCUAUUCGCGUCAAAUUGAGGGCCUCUCAAAGUCUCCAUUACCUCCAACAAAUGAAAGAAAGAAGCGACCCCACGAAUACUGCUAAUCUCGUUGAGAAAACCAACAGUGAACCAUGCGAAAUGGGCAAUAUCAAUGCUUCUGGAAGUGGAGAAUUGAAAACCACGGGAAUCACCACCAAUGUCACCGAGUCUCCGUCUACGACUUCCACGGAUUUCAUUUCGGUUGAAUCAACUGCUCCAAUUGUAUAUGAGUGCACUGAUCCCGGAUCAAACCAUUGA
This is a messenger RNA of Rodentolepis nana, 1182 nucleotides long. The record is from the annotation of a GenBank genome assembly. NCBI's taxonomy places the organism in Eukaryota, Metazoa, Platyhelminthes, Cestoda, Cyclophyllidea, Hymenolepididae.